Molecule: messenger RNA, 1697 nt
Organism: Drosophila pseudoobscura
Lineage: Eukaryota; Metazoa; Arthropoda; Insecta; Diptera; Drosophilidae
Exons: 2
Coding region: 2-316 (104 amino acids)
Source: RefSeq, a predicted model, not a curated record
AAUGAAUAAACUGGACCAAAAAUUGGACAUCCUGAUUAAUAAACUGGACCGAAACACAGCGGAAAUAGUGGCUCAUCGUUCAGAAAUUGGCUCCAUUAAGGCGAAGGUUUGUGGUGAGAUCCGCAAACCCAAAGUAGUUCUGCCUUGCCAACCGCCCACAACCAUAGAAGAAUUGGAUCAUUUCGAGCAUAACUUGCAGGAAGAAAGUUUCUUCAAAAAUGUGAUCGCAGAGUUAAUGAUGUCGGGCGAGAAAGCAUUCGACAAAUGGAUUCGGAGUUCUUGGCGCACAAUUGUGUCCGACGAGGUCGCACGAUAGUGCUCUUGGCGGGGCACAUGUCAUCGAUUGGAAUACUCAGACCUACCAGACGGUCAAAAACAUCCGUUGCUGCUGCCUAGUCAGUCCAAAUUUGUAUGGAACUAUAUUCGCCAUUUGCAUCUUCGGAACUAUCACGCUGGACCUGAAGCCCUAGUCGCUCUCAUUCGUUUGGAGUAUUGGAUCGUUAACGCCAGAGACUUGGCACGUAGAAUUGUUCGCUCCUGUGUACACUGCGUUCGCUACAGACCGACCGGCCGUGUUCGUCUCUGACUUGUCAACAAAGGCGUUCUUAAAUGCAUUGAAACGGAUGGGAGGAUGAAACGUCGCAAGCUGCCGGCAGACAUCUUCUGCGAUAAUGCCACCAACUUUGUAGGGGCAUCGAAUCAACUGCAGGAACUAAAAAAGUUUAUGUUCUUAAAGCAGACCCACGAUGAAAUCUAUCAAUUUUGCGCAUCUGACUUUUUUAAUUUCCAUUUUAUUCCCCCAGGGCACUUCAUUUCGGAGGCCUUUGGGAAGCGGUAGUCAAGAGUGCAAAGGGGCUGUUAAAUCGUACGCUGGCCAACACCAGGUUCACCUUUGAAGAGUUGAGCACUGUCGUCCUCGAGAUAGAAUCGAUCCUCAACACGCGCCCGCUAUCGGCGCUUUCGUCAGACCCAAAUGACUAUAGCAGUCUCACGGGUGGUCAUCUCUUGGUUGGCGAAUCAUUACGAUCACUACCUCGAGAAUAUCAAACUGUCAAGUAUGCACCGCUACGAUGCGAUUACGGCCGUCAAGCAACGGUUUUGGAAACAAUGGUCUGCUGACUACGUCAACGAAUUGCGAUCGCGCACGAAGUGGACAGCACCCUCAACGAACCUCACCGAGGGCACGUACUAGGCCGAGUGCAGUCUACUGUGCUUGGGAAGGGUGGACUUGUACGGGUGGUGCACCUCCGCACUGCAAAUGGAAUAUUUUGCAGGCCAAUACACAAGUUGGCAAUUCUUGCGGUGGUUUGAAAGCAGUCCUUUCAACGGGGCCGGGAUGUUCGGUCAAGCUCCUUUAAGGAACAAAGUACUCAAAUGACCCUCGAAAAAUAGAGAGCCUACGCUCACUUUUUGUAUUUACUCUCACCAUUAUUGUACUAAAUUCACCACUGUAUUCCCUCUCUUAUUCCCAGUGCUCAAGCACUAAGAUUUGUAAUAAAUAGUUAUUGCCUAGUGCUCAACUGGAUCGAUCGACUUUUCUCUUUCAUAUAUACCUUUAAUUCGUUUGCAGAAAAAACUAACACACCCACAUCCGUGAAUUAACAUUAAGUGGGCAGAGCUUUGCGGCGCUCUCAAUGCUGUUGGGCCGCCAAUCAAGGACGCAUUGGGUUGGAAAAAGGUAUGUGUUGCACAACAAA